This is a messenger RNA of Nymphalis io (European peacock), 1200 nucleotides long. RefSeq lists its product as uncharacterized. The record is from RefSeq and is a predicted model, not a curated record. Bases 1 to 1200 code for a protein of 399 amino acids. NCBI's taxonomy places the organism in Eukaryota, Metazoa, Arthropoda, Insecta, Lepidoptera, Nymphalidae. The transcript is spliced from 2 exons.
AUGAAUGUGGAUCCAAUCUUGAGUGAAGUGGGAGAAGUAUGCGAGGAAGAAAUAAUAGUACCCUCACCAAUUAUUGAAUACGGCGAAAAAAGACUAGCUAAAAGAAGCAGGGAAGAUGAAGGGGAUGAGGAAUGGGUUGAAAUCAGAAAUAGAAAAGCAAGGCGAAGGGAAGUGAGGGGUAUUAUAGAUAUUUGCAUUUCCUCAACAAAUAUUUUACCCAAACAAUUUGCUUUAGCCAAAAUAUUCAGGGAUCAGGGAAUCACCGACAUAAGCCGCGUUAAAUAUAUAAACCCAUAUAAAAUAAUCGUGGAGGUAACUAACGCGUGCAGUAUGGAGAAAUUAACUUCCUGCGAAUACCUUCUCGGGUUGGUAUGGAGAUUUCAACGACCGAUGGAAGUUGCUCUUUCCUAUGGCGUUAUCAAACAUAUAGAGCUGAAUUUGUCUGAAGAAGAAUUGCUAGAUGCGAUCACUAGCGUAUAUGAGGUAGCUAGUUUGAAAAGACUUAAGCGUCGGUCUGAAGUAGAGGGAGGUUGGACAGACAGUGAAGCAGUCAUUCUUGGAUUUAAAGGGCCGUCUUUGCCUGCCUACAUACACAUUUAUAGCAUGCAAGUGAAAGUUGAGCCCUAUAUGUUUCCAGUGACGCAAUGCUCUAGAUGCUGGCGGUUCGGGCAUACUAUUAAGAUGUGUCCUACGAAAACAGUAUUUUGUCCAAAGUGUGGUGGGAAACAUGAUAACUGCCCAACGACAGUGUAUAAGUGCAUUAACUGCUCUAAAGACCACAUGGCGUUAGAUCGUAGCUGCCCGGAAUAUCGUAGGGAAAAAAAGAUACGGGAAAUAAUGGCCGAGUUUAAUGUCUCAUACCGAAAAGCUAUUACAAUGUAUGUUCCGCCGCAACUUAAUGCAAAGGAGGCUACGCUCCCAGCGAACCAAAGUUAUCCUGAUCCUCGUGCCCCAACGCCGGCACCUACAAAUCAUCAAUCCCCGGCGAAAUCUACCACAGAAGCCCUGACGUAUGCACAAGUUGCAUCAACUCGUGCGAGGAAGACAGAAAUUACUAAUAAAGUAAAGAAUAGAAACACAAGUGACGCUAAAAAGAAGAACAAAGAAAAGGAAAAAAAACAAGAACUGGAAGCAAACAGCGAUGAAGAAAAUAUGAUGGUUAUAGACUCCGAGGAAACUUCAGAAAUAUCAGAUAUGUAA